AUGGACUCGGAGGCUGACCCUGCUCCACAGUCGGCAGAGCUUCAACAAACUUUACAGUGGUUGGACCUCCCUGUCAGGCAAUUUGACAUUGCAUUGUGUGAGGCAACUUUAUCUGACAGGAUCGCUGCAUUGGAGGAGCAACUUUCCGCUCUCCAGUCGGCUCGCCAAACCUCUUUGGCCAAGCUGGAAGAGUACCGCACUUACUUUGACAGUAGUCUUUGGAGCCUUUUCGAAGGUGCCAAGAAGCAAGCCAGCAAAGAGAGUGCAGCGAUCCGUGAAGAUUUCUUUGCUGCUUUACUUGAGCUCCGCGAAGCCAACCGGAGCGUACAGACGGUGAUUCUUUUCUGGAUUCCCUUGAUUGAGACAUGGCAGAUGCUUCCGAUGAUAGAUGAUUCCAGCCCUGCUUUGACACUUUCUUCAGGUGAUGGUUCCUUUGCUGUGGUGGAGGCCACUUCGGCGUUUGAUUUGCCGGUACCAUCAUCCUGGAACACCCAAGUGGAAGCCUCGGCCUCGACCAUGCUUUCCACUGGUGGACAGGCCUUCUCCAGCGGCUACGGCGCCGUCUCGGGGACGCAAGAGACAGACCUGCUUUUCGUUCUGCUCGUGAUUACGCGGCGGCAGAUGCUUUUGCUUCCUCAGCAGAAUAUGCAUUUCCUCCAGAAUCACCCAAAGUACUGCCUGGCAAAUUCGCUUUGCCAGCCCGGCGACGUACCUACCUACGGAGGUGUGGACCUGGGUGGAGCUCGUGGUCCGAUGCCCAAUGGUGGGGAAGCCAUGAAUCGAGCUAUGGCUGAAGGCCGUGACCUACUGAACGGUGUGGUGAAUGGUGGCCCGUUUGAAGGAGUGCAGGAAGUUUGGAUGGGCUCCUUGGUGUGGAGAUGCCUACGAUGGUGGGAACCGGAACUGGAUGGUUUGCUGGCGGAAGGCAACGUGGGAGUCAAUGCAGGCCCAAUUGCCGCGGCAGUGCCUCAGUUGACUGAUCAAAGGAAUGCCUUGGUUGCAGCACUUCAGGCGAGGGCGGCAAGGAUGGUCCAGGAUGGUGUGGGGGACAGUCCUGGAGCUGUGUCAGUGGAGUCGGGAGAGAUGGUAGAGCACAACGGGGAGCAGAUGGACCCUUUGCCCAGCAAGAACAGCAACCUCGACUACUGCAGGGACUUUCUGGAACGCAUGAACAACAGCCCCGACUACCUGCAGGGAUCCCUCGUGAACAUCCAGGUUGUGCAAGAGGAGGUGAGGAGGGCGGUGCAGCAGGCUAUGCAGCAAAGAGAUCAUCGUGUCAAUGAUUUGCAGGCGGAAAAUGCGGAGCUUCGACAGCUCCUGGCGUCGAUGAUGGAAGUGAACACCGAUGUGCCGAACUUCCGCGUGGUCCUCCAGGUCUACCUCUACCAGCUCGAGGGAGAGCAAGAUCGGUGGAUCAAUGAGCCAGCUGGAAGGCGUCUGAGUGGUGGUGGCCAGAGUGAUGCCACAGGAAAGCCCCAGGGCUACCAGGAACAAGGCGCCAGUCUCGGCGCUCAGGCUGAUGGUCACCGACAAGAUGAUGGGAGGGCCCAGCCGGCCCCAAUGGACCUCCUUGCGGAGGGGAUCAAGCAGCUUCAGCAGCUGCAGCUACGACGGGACGGACAUGAUCCGGAAAUCUUGAAGGGAAGCGUGGAGCUCCCCAAGCUCCCGGAGCCCUACCAGGACCAAAGUGCCAUCGCGUUUCUUGAGUGGAUCUACGAGGUGGGACAGGUCGUGGGCUCGAUCACGGAUAAGGCGGCGGGAUGGUGGAGUGCGAACGUGGAGUUAGCGAUGGAGGCCUACCACCGAUUCCAGGCCGAGGUCCCUCUCAAGAGACUCCAUGUGCAAGCCUUGGAGAGCCCGGAGGUAGAUCCUGAGAAGUGGGCAAGAUUGGAGCGGAGAGUGAUGACUUUGUUAUUGUCAGCUAUGUCCCCUACGAUCAAGGCGGAGAUCACGAUGCUCCGGAUCAACCGUGUGAAGGAUUGCCUCUUCAAGUUGUACACCACCUUCGCUCCAUCCUGGAGGGGCGAGUGA
Symbiodinium sp. CCMP2592 is the source of this 2031-nucleotide messenger RNA. Lineage: Eukaryota; Dinophyceae; Suessiales; Symbiodiniaceae. The record is from the annotation of a GenBank genome assembly.